Molecule: messenger RNA, 3764 nt
Organism: Leptopilina heterotoma
Lineage: Eukaryota; Metazoa; Arthropoda; Insecta; Hymenoptera; Figitidae
Product: 1-phosphatidylinositol 4,5-bisphosphate phosphodiesterase-like
Exons: 19
Coding region: 467-3721 (1084 amino acids)
Biological process (GO): lipid metabolic process; phosphatidylinositol-mediated signaling
Molecular function (GO): phosphatidylinositol-4,5-bisphosphate phospholipase C activity; calcium ion binding
Source: RefSeq, a predicted model, not a curated record
AAAAUAAAGAAAAAAUAUAAAAAGUCUCUAAAAAGUGAAAUUUCGAGAAGAAAAUUUCAAGGUCCCCGAAGGUAAAGGUCGUUCAUCGUCUUCGUCGUCGUUCUCAUUAUCGUUUGUGUUGGAAAAUUCGAUUUGCAAUUCUUUGUGUCCUAAGGUCAUUGAAGUGCAUCUUAAUCCCUCAAAUGAGAUUGAAUUUAAUUGAAUUAAAUUGAGAGAGCAAGAGAGAGACAGCGAGAAGGCAGCGAAAAAAAACCAAGAAAAAAAAACGUUGAAUCAGUUCAACUCGUUCAAUUGCGAAAAAUGACAGAAAUAUAAUUCAGUUUAUUUUAAAAAAAAAUUUUACCAACUAAAGAGAAAAAUGAAAUAAAUAAAAAAUAAAGGAAACGAAAAGAAUAGAAAAGAAAAGAAAAAAGAAAACAAAAUAUUUAUCAACUAAAGAGAAGAAAAGAGAAAAAAGACAUAAAAAAUGACGAAAAAAUUUGAAUAUAACUGGCAAAUUGAAACGCCGGAGUUUAUGAGAAAGGGAUGUGUUUUCGAUAGAUGGUACGAAGACAAAGAUAACACGGAAUUCGAGGCCGAUUGUUUAGUUAAAGUCGACGAAUAUGGUUUUUUCAUCUAUUGGAAAAGUGAGGGAAAGGAAGGAGAUGUGAUUGAAUUGGCUCAAGUCUGUGAUAUAAGAUACGGUGGAACUCCAAAGGAUCAAAAAUUAACGAAUAAGUGCAGCAAACAUGGAACGAUGGAGCAAUUGGAUGAGAAAAGUUUAACGAUAUGUUCCGGAGUUGAUUAUACGAAUAUUAUCUACAAUCAUAUGAUUUGUCCUGAUGCCCAAACGGCGAAGGAUUGGCAAGCGGGUUUACGAAAAGUCACUCACAAUACGAAAGCAAGUAACGUCUGUCCGACAAUUCAAUUAAUGAAACACUGGAUGAAAUUGUCAUUCCAAGUGGACGCGAAGGGAAAAGUUCCAGUGAAAGUGAUAACGAAAACUUUCGCGUCGGGAAAAACGGAAAAAUUAAUUUAUCAAGGACUACAAGAAUUGGGACUUCCAAAUGGAAAAAAUGAUAAAAUCGAGAAGGAAGCUUUUGUUUUCGAAAAAUUUAAGGCUCUCUAUUUCAAAGUCUGUCCACGAAAUGAUAUCGAGGAAUUGUUUCAAUCCAUAACAAAGGGCAAAGCUGAGUUUAUCAAUUUACAACAAUUAGUGACAUUUAUGAAUGAAAAACAAAGAGAUCCGCGACUCAAUGAAAUUUUAUAUCCUCUCUACACUGAGAAGAGAUGCACGGAAAUAAUUAACGACUAUGAACCAGAUGAAAAAUUCAAAUCAGAACAGAAAAUCAGUAAAGACGGUUUUAUAAAGUACUUGAUGUCCGACGAAAAUGCGCCGGUAUUCUUGGAAAAAUUGGACGAAUGUAUGGACAUGGAUCAGCCACUUUGUCAUUAUUAUAUUAAUUCCAGUCACAAUACUUAUCUCAGUGGCAAGCAAAUUGGAGCGAAAAGUACAGUCGAAAUGUACCGGCAAGUCCUUCUUGCAGGCUGCCGAUGCGUGGAAUUGGAUUGUUGGGACGGCAAAACCCCGGACGACGAACCAAUAAUAACUCAUGGCAAAGCAAUGUGCACUGAUAUUUUAAUCAAGGAUGUUAUUUAUGCCCUGAGAGACACUGCAUUCGUCACAUCCGAUUAUCCAAUUAUUUUGAGUAUCGAAAAUCAUUUGUCACUGAAGAAUCAAUAUCGACUCGCUAAAUAUUUCGACGAUGUUUUAGGCGAUUUGCUGCUCAAGGAGCCACUCAAAGAUUAUCCUUUGGGACCUGGACAACCUUUACCGCCGCCAAGUGCAUUGAAACGGAAAAUUCUAAUCAAGAACAAAAGAUUGAAGCCUGAAGUGGAAAAAGUUGAACUGGAACUUUUCCGCUCGGGACAAUUUGAAGCUAAGGACGAAGUAAUCGAGGAUCCAAAUGCGCCCGCACCACCGCCGCAAGAAGCGCCACCGGAACCUGCUCCUGGCGCUCCUGGCGCUCCCGGCGCUCCUGGAGAAGCUCCUCCCGAGGGGGCAGAAAAUGCACCAGUUCAUACAGGAAGUACAAUGGCCUGCCAUCCAUGGCUCUCAUCAAUGAUCAAUUACGCUCAACCUAUUAAAUUUCAAAGUUUCGACAGCGCAUUGAAGAAAGAUAUUCAUCACAAUAUGUCCUCAUUUUCGGAGACAGCAGCUUUGAAUUAUUUGAAGACAUCCGGAGUGGAAUUUGUUAAUUACAAUAAAAGACAAAUGAGUCGAAUUUAUCCCAAGGGAACUAGAGUUGAUUCAUCAAAUUACAUGCCUCAGGUCUUUUGGAAUGCUGGCUGUCAAAUGGUCGCUCUUAAUUUUCAAACACCAGAUUUACCGAUGCAAUUGAAUCAGGGAAAAUUUGAAUUCAACAAUACAACUGGCUAUUUAUUGAAACCGGAAUUUAUGAGAAGAACCGAUAAAUCAUUUGAUCCUUUCUCGGAAGAUGUGGACGGUGUCAUCACUGCGACUUGUUCCGUUCGGGUGAUUGCGGGACAAUUUUUAUCGGACAAAAAAGUGGGGACUUACGUUGAAGUCGAUAUGUACGGUCUACCGGCGGACACGAUAAAAAAAGAAUUUCGCACGAGACUCGUGCCGGGAAAUGGAUUGAAUCCAGUUUACAAUGAGGAGCCAUUUGUUUUUCGAAAGGUUGUGCUGCCCGAUUUGGCUGUUCUUCGAUUUGGCGUUUAUGAAGAAAGCGGCAAAUUACUGGGACAAAGAAUUUUGCCACUCGACGGUUUGCAAGCUGGCUAUCGGCAUAUUUCCCUGAAGACCGAAGCCAAUUUUCCCAUGGCUCUGCCGAUGUUGUUUUGCAAUAUUGAGCUGUCAAUUUACGUUCCCGAUGGUUUCGGAGAUUUUAUGGCGAUGCUUUCUGAUCCGGGAGCUUUUACAAAAGGCGCAGAGAAGCAGGACGCCGCUAUGAAGGGAAUGGGAAUUGAGAAAACCGACGCAAAAACUGAGGAGAAGAAGAAAAAGGAGGAAGAAGCUAAAGCCAAGGAAUUCAAAAUUGAACCAAUAACGGCGGAGACACUGAGAAGGGAAAAACAAUUCAAAUUGGGAAAGAAGCACAAUAAGGAAAUGGACACACUGAAGAAAAAACACGCCAAGGAAAGGCAGACGAUGCAAAAGAAUCACAUUGCCGCCAUUGAACGAGUGUCAAAAGGAAAAGAUAAAAAUUCGCUGAUAAAUGACGGCAGCGUGAAGCAAAUGGUAAUUGAGCAGACAACAGAAUGGACGACAAUGGUGGAGAAACACAGAAAAGCCGAAUGGGAACUUCAUCAGCAACAAGUGGCCGCAAGUCGUGAGGAAAUGAAGAGAUUAAUUGAAAUUGUUCAAGUGAAUCAGACAAAACAAUUGCAAACGAAACACGACAAAGAUAUUAAGGACAUGAAUACGGCUCAAGUGAAGGCUUCAGUGGAGACCGUGAAGGAAGUGAUGAAUGACAAGGCACUGAAAACAAAAGGCGAGAAGGAUCGAAGAAUUCGCGAGAAGAAGCAGGCGAAUACGAAAAAAUUCCUCGACGAGAGGAAAAAUGUGACAAUAAAACAGAGCCGAGAGAAGGAAAAAUUGAAAGUCACUCACGAGAAGCAAGUUGCCGAACUUGAUCAAAUAAUCACUGACACAAUUGAAAAAUACAAGAACGAAGCAAUUCAAGUGGAAAUAGCAUCAAAGACGGAAUUUUACGUCUAAAAUAUUUAAAGUAAAACAACAAUAUUAAUAAUUUAGCAAAAAA